UUCAGUCUGACAGGUGAAUGUUCAGACAAUGUCUUACCUGAGCAUUAUACAGAACAACUGGGGAAUGGUAAAUUUGUUUCAUAUUUCAAAGUCAUUUUCUUGAUAUUGAAUUUCUUUCCUGUUGUCCGAAUUCUGGGUGUUUGAUGCCUCAGCUGCACAUGGUCCGUGGUUGCUUCAUACAAGAACAAGUGUUGUGAUUGUUUUAUGAACUAGGAGGAUGAUGAUGAUAAACGCUACACAGGUUUCAUAUUUCACACUAAGUGCCUACUUUGACACUGGGGUUUUCAAAUAUUUAUAUUUUGUGAUCAUUAUGUCUUUGUAUAUAUUAAUUAUCAGUGCCAAUCUUUUGCUCAUUGUGAUUAUCUGUAUGAACAGAAGCUUACAUGAACCUAUGUACAUAUUUCUGUGCAGCCUGUUUGUAAAUGAACUGUAUGGUAGUACAGGGUUGUUUCCAAUGCUUCUGGUUCAGAUUCUCUCUGACAUUCACACUGUUUCUGCUUCAUUUUGUUUCCUUCAGAUUUUCUGUGUGUACUCUUAUGUGUGUGUAGAAUUUUUAAAUUUAGCCAUCAUGUCUUAUGACAGAUAUCUUGCUAUCUGUUAUCCUCUACAAUAUAACACACGUAUGACAUCUGCAAAGGUUGCCAUCCUUAUUGGUGUAACAUGGUUAUUCCCUUUUCUUACUAUUGUUAUUUUGGUAUCUUUGAGUGCACCUUUACAGCUGUGUGGGAACAUCAUUGACAAAGUUUACUGUGGAAACUACUCUGUUGUUAAACUGGCAUGUUCUGACACCAGACUUCAUAACAUUUAUGGACUCAUUUACACUGUUAUCUCAAUCAUCAUUCCCCUAAUUUUAAUUCUUUACACUUACAUGAAGAUUCUCAAGGUUUGUUUUUCUGGUUCCAAACAGACUAGACAAAAAGCUGUCAGUACUUGCACACCUCACCUUGCUUCUCUGCUUAACUUUUCUUUUGGUUGUUGUUUUCAAAUAUUACAGAGCAGAUUUGAUAUGAGCAGUGUACCCAAUAUGUUGCGCAUUUUAUUAUCAUUGUACUUUCUCACAUGCCAGCCUCUCUUUACCCCAGUACUAUAUGGACUGAAAAUGUCCAAAAUCCGCAACAUAUGUAAACGUUUGUUGUGUGGUGAAGUGUAGGUCAUCACAUAGAUUAGUUUUACAUACAUAAAAAAAACAAUAAAUAAAUCACUCUCCUAACUGCAA
Molecule: messenger RNA, 1216 nt
Organism: Dicentrarchus labrax (European seabass)
Lineage: Eukaryota; Metazoa; Chordata; Actinopteri; Moronidae
Product: olfactory receptor 11A1-like
Exons: 1
Coding region: 218-1150 (310 amino acids)
Biological process (GO): G protein-coupled receptor signaling pathway
Cellular component (GO): membrane
Molecular function (GO): olfactory receptor activity; G protein-coupled receptor activity
Source: RefSeq, a predicted model, not a curated record